ACAAACACAACUCACAACUGAUAAAAACAUUUUUCCAAUAUUUACCUUCUUCUUCCCUUAAUUGUUUAAUUACGGCGUAGAUUAUAUAGUCCAGCAUGGCUCGUAACGAAGAAAAAGCACAGUCUAUGCUGUAUCGGUUUCGUGAGGCUCAAGCAGCCGAACUAGGCCUCGGUAAACCUAAAAUGCGUAGACCUAAUUAUGCUGGAUCAGUCAAUACAGUACAAGAAGCGGAACGCUGGCGUAGAGAUUUGUUAGGUGAAAUCUCACGAAAGAUCUCUAAAAUACAAGACGUGAGUCUAUCUGAUUAUCAAGUGCGCGAUCUCAACGAUGACAUCAACAAGUUAAUGAAUCAAAAAUAUCACUGGGAAAGAAGAAUUAGAGAGUUAGGUGGACCUGACUAUACACGUUCAGCACCAAAAAUGAUCAAUUAUGAAGGAAGAGAAGUUCCUGGAACCAGAGGAUACAAAUAUUUUGGGCGAGCAAGAGAUUUACCAGGCGUGAGAGAAUUAUUCGAAAAAACAGCACCCGAACAAACCACUCGCACCCGAAGUGAAAUUAAUCGUGAUAUAGAUGCAGAUUAUUAUGGGUACCGUGAUGAAGAGGAUGGUAUAUUAUUAGAGUACGAAAAGGCACGCGAACAAGAGUUGAUCGAAAAGCUAUUCCAGCAACCUGAUGAUGAGACACGAGUAGCACAGAAGGAGUCCGAAGAAAUGGAUAUAGAUUAUGAGAAUAAAAUGAAUGGUGCAUCAAGCGAGCAUGCUGGUACAGUGCCAUCGCAGAAAGAAAUAGAAGCAUAUUUAGUGCAGCGGCGGAAACAGCAGCUGUUGGAUAAGUAUGUUUCUGAAGAUUUAAAACAAAGUGAGGAGGAGACAAAGCAACUUACGGGACAGCUUUGAAAGUUAUUCAAUAAAUAUAACGUUUAAGAUUGUAAAGAAGCUAUUAAUAACGCGCAUUUAUAUUGUUUAAUCUGUUUGCGAAGGUUGUGAGUUUGUUUUUGUUUUGUUUUUUUUUUUUUGGAUGUGGUCUAUGAACCAUGAUUCCAUAAAGAGCAUUUUGUGAAUACUGUUCUUGUAUACUCGAUCACUUUCUGGCUUUCAAUGAGGAGUUGGAAUCACUUGUUUU
Molecule: messenger RNA, 1122 nt
Organism: Mycotypha africana
Lineage: Eukaryota; Fungi; Mucoromycota; Mucoromycetes; Mucorales; Mycotyphaceae
Product: pre-mRNA-splicing factor ISY1
Exons: 7
Coding region: 96-896 (266 amino acids)
Biological process (GO): generation of catalytic spliceosome for second transesterification step; mRNA 3'-splice site recognition
Cellular component (GO): catalytic step 2 spliceosome; post-spliceosomal complex; post-mRNA release spliceosomal complex
Source: RefSeq, a predicted model, not a curated record